Messenger RNA from Microthlaspi erraticum, 273 nucleotides. Lineage: Eukaryota; Viridiplantae; Streptophyta; Magnoliopsida; Brassicales; Brassicaceae. The record is from the annotation of a GenBank genome assembly.
AUGGGCUUGUUGAAGAAAAAGGAUUCAACUUCUGGUCGCUCCUCUACUUCCCCCUGCGCUGAUCUGCGAAAUGCUUACCACAAUUGCUUCAAUAAAUGGUACUCGGAGAAGUUUGUGAAAGGCCAAUGGGAUAAAGAAGAGUGUGUUGCUGAGUGGCAAAAGUACAGAGCCUGUCUCACGGAGAAUCUAGAUGGUAAGCUUCUCACUCGCAUUUUGGAGGUCGAUGGUGAGCUCAAUCCAACAAAGCAAGCUGCUUCUAAAGAAUCCAGUUAG